This is a messenger RNA of Callorhinus ursinus (northern fur seal), 1665 nucleotides long. The record is from RefSeq and is a predicted model, not a curated record. NCBI's taxonomy places the organism in Eukaryota, Metazoa, Chordata, Mammalia, Carnivora, Otariidae.
CAACACCCUCUCGACUUCUCGGCGCUCUGAUUCAUCGGUGUGCAUGUCCAUCAAAGGAAACUGAACCCUCAAAGGCAGGAGAACCCGUCACUCCCGCAAGGAAGCGGUGGCCUAAGAAUAAAGGGGUGGGGUCUGUGAGGUUGGGAUUGGUUUGCGGCUGUAAAACCUGCCUUACGGUUCAGCUAAAGGGACGUCGAUCUAUUCCAAAGGUUUGCCGCGCUCUCUAGCUGGGAACCGUGCGCAUGCGCGACACGCAAGGCCAACUGGGAAUGGUAGUCCGCUCUGCGUACCUUAAACGCCUUACCAACUAUAAAAGGCGAGAUAGGGAAGCGCUCUUCCUUCAGACUUCUCCCUUCCCCGGUGGGUCAGUUCCUAGCUUCGCGCGCUUACGUCACGGGAGGAAUGCGGUGACGUGCCCUGCUCUUCUGUGACGUCGGCGGCGGGCCUGGGUUAGAGUAUCAAAAUUAAUGGGAAGAAAAUCCGUGAAGAGCAAAAUACCGAAAUUUUAAAUAAAGAUAAGAUCCGCCAAGGACUGGGAUUAAGGUGAGGUGAAAGGAUGAUGGGGAACAAUAUAUGCACAAGGUGCUGGACAGCUCGCUGGCUGUAGGGGAGUGUGGACUUCGUCACGGGAGCCAGAUUGUCACCGGUGUUAGCUGCAGUGAAGCUCAACAUCACAGUGAAGGGACCUGCAGCCUCAAAAAGUCCCGGGUGUUGCUGUCCAGCAUGGCCAAGCGCCCGCUGCUGUUGCUGCUGACCAUGUGGGUGCUGGCUGGGGAGCUAUGGCUGAGGGCUGAGGCCCGGGCAUCGCCCUACGGAGUGAAGCUUUGCGGCCGGGAAUUCAUCCGGGCAGUCAUCUUCACCUGCGGGGGCUCCCGGUGGAGACGGUCGGACAUCCUGGCUCCUGAAGCUACGGAUGCAGACUCGGACCCAGACAGUGAGCUGGAUGAGUCAGUAGCCUCCAGCGAGUGGUUGGCCCUGACCAAGUACCCCUGGGCUUUCUAUGGGAGCCGACCCGGCUGGCAGGGGACUCCGGGGGCUCUGCGUGGUGGCCGUGAUGUCGUGGCGGGCCUCUCCAGCAACUGCUGCAAGUGGGGGUGCAGUAAGAGUGAAAUCAGCAGCCUCUGCUAGACCAGUGACCGGGGGGCCAGGGGCCCAGGGGCCCAGGGUCCAGCUGGGCACCUGUCUCUGGCCUCUCAUGCAUUCAUUCAUCGGCUAAUCAGGUCAGGCGCUGUGCACUUAGACACAGUCCCCCCUAAAUGACCCUGACCUUUGAGCAGCCUAUCCUCACCUGGCCAAAUGGAAACCUCUGGUCCUGACCCCUGACCUCUUCCCAGCCUGGCCUAGGCUCUCUGCUGCAGUGGUGCCCCUACUCUACCCAAACUGAUCUACCCUCAUCCAGACCUUAGCCCUAACUGAUUCUCUCUUGCCCCAACUGUGGCCUCUGUCUCCCGACCAGCCCAAAUUAUGCUCCUGCUCCAUUCCAGCCCUCGCCCACUUCUUUCUCCCUGCCUUCCAGCCCCUCCCCCUCCAGCCCCACCUGCCGGGGUUCUAAAGCUGGGGACCCUAGAACUGGUGGUGGGAGCCCUGGGUUCCCUUCAUGUCCUGGGGUGGGAGGCUCGGUGACGGGACGGAUCAGACGCUUCUUCAACCCCAGUAAUAAAAGUU